Messenger RNA from Amoebophrya sp. A25, 4011 nucleotides. NCBI's taxonomy places the organism in Eukaryota, Dinophyceae, Syndiniales, Amoebophryaceae. The record is from the annotation of a GenBank genome assembly.
AGGAUCAUGGUCCCAUUAGAAAUAGAAUUAGUAGUCCCGUCGCCCUAAAGAAAGUGGCAUUGAUGCGCUGAUGUACUAACUCCCAAGGAGCGACGUGCGCAUACUCAUGUUCGUGCCGUAGUAGAUGACGUAGAAAACUUUGAUAUUCGUUGUUCACAGUUCUUAUCGCGAAGAACGUAGACCCAAGCACCAAAAUAAAUAAAAAAGUUUCUCGUGGAUGCUCUCUGAAUGAAUGAAUGAAUGAAUCGAAUUGCUCGUUCCAAAAAAAUGUCAGCCGUUGUAGUAUCAUUCCCAUUCCCCUUUAUCCGAUCCUUCCUGAUCGCCCUCAUCGUUGUCCUUCAGGGUGAUCAUCUGCUUGGUAUUCUUGCAGAUAGCAGCACGCAAAAGCAUGGACCAAGCACGACACCAGAAGGUAACAUCAAUGCGGAAGAAGGUCGAUGGGUGUACAAUUUUGCCGAGAUCCGUUCCCGGUGCAAAGAUCAGGCGGAGUGUCCGUUGAAUGAGGUGCAGCGCCUGUUCGACAAGGAGAAGUCUCGAGCGGCGCAAGCGAAUGACGGCCGCAAGCAGCAAAAGGAGGACCGAUAUUUCGACGACGACAUCGGCGACGCAAGAAUAGCUUUGGAUACUGUAGUACGCGAGUUGCAGGAAAUUUUCGGACCUUCGAAAUCGAAAACAGCAGAGCUUGACCUACAAGAAGUGCGAGUACCAGGAAGGCAGGCGAAUGUGAAGAAUCCUUUGCAGCGAUCACUAGUGCGUAAACUGUUCACUCCCCAGGACAUUCGCUUGGUGCAGUGGAAGGCUGAGAACAUUCGCGGCGUGCCCAGUUUGUUCAAUGUCACUGAAGAAGGAACUUCUGCAGCAUCCGGACCCUGGGCUCUGAAGUUCACUAUGAAAAUUCCGGAGCCGGGCUACGGACUCGAAGAUGAGAAAAGUACAACCAGUAGCAGAACAGAUGAAGAAGUUUCCACACCGGCUAGUACAUCCUCAACUUCAUCUGCAGGAAGUCCACCAGCAACAGUUUCUUCGACCAGAUGGCGUCCUGUGAGCUACCGGUCUGACUACAGUAAACAGACCCGCGUGGACGGUAAGGGCCGGCCUUUGAUCACUGAAUGGUGGAAAGAGAAGGUUAUGCAUUACUACGCCGGUUUAGCGUGGAACGUGGAGGUCCGAGUAAAUCGAAAUUACCCAUUUUCGGCACCACGCGUGGUCAUCCAAAACAACAUAGAGCAUGCGUUUCUAGGAGGCGGCGGCCGCGAGGAACGAAACGCCCAUGUUCUUCCUAAGGUACUUUUUACUCCAAGGGCCGGCUUCGUUGCGAAAGGUGUAGAAGCGAGUAUCGAACCGCGAGAGAGUGCGUCAACUUUAGUACAAUUUGUCACAGACGACAAGUUUACAACUUCCAAGAAGAAGAGUACUGCUAGGAGCAAGAAGUCGAAAAGCAAGUCAACAAGUAAAGGUGCAAAUUCUAAGAACAGGAUCAAGAAGAAACCGUUACGAUCGCGAAAAAUGACACUUGUUGAUGCAUUCCAGAGAGCAUCGACCUCUAGCUCCACAGGCGUCGCAGAGAAGCCGAUGAGGAAAGUAUCCCAACGUUAUUUCCUUGCUGACGCAUUAGAAAAAACAUUGUGCUUUUUCACCUACAUCGAUGGCGAGCUUCUUUCCUUGCCGUUUAUGACUGCUGAGCGUGCUGAUUCCUUACGUGGUCGUGUAAAGGAGCAUGUGACACAGAACUGGUUCGAAAAACGGAUCAAUCUUCAUACCUACCCAAGUGUUUACUCGCGUAACAAAGACUUCUUCGGCUUUUCUCAUGCGGAUGGAACCGACUACGUGCUACAGGAAUCACAACGACUGCUCGCUGAAACUUCUACACUGGGGGUCGAAUCAACCUUACCAACGUCCUCGCUCUCGACGGCGUCUGCUUCAGGUGCAGCCCCGUCAAGAUCCUUAACAAUAUCUGCUUCUGGUGCUGCGUCAUCUUCUGGAGGGAGUACUUCAAAACUUGCUCUUUUAACACAACCGCCGCAAACACAGCUGUUUCCGAAAAAGUACUUGCAUCCCAAAUUUCUGGAGUUCCAGGAUGCCCUCUACAAGCUCUCGCCCUCCGAUGUUGCUGGUCGUAAGCAGUUGAUCAACGAAAAGUUUCUCGAGCAGGCUCCUGACUGUCAGAACGUGUACGCUUUCCCGCUAUUCACGGAUGAGUUUUGCGAUCUGCUUGUGCAUGAGGUUCGAGGCGUGCAUGCGAGUCAGCUGAAAGUGCAGCGACCGAACAGCAUGAACAAUUAUGGGGUCAUUUUGAACGAUGUCGGGUUGGAACCUCUGAUGGACAGCAUUCAGGAGCUUUUGAGACCCCUGGGAGAGGCGAGAUUUGGAGCAGCCGGCAGCAACUGGGACGGCCACCACAGUUUCAUCGUACAGUAUAGUCCGGCGAAAGACACCCACCUGGACAUGCACACUGAUGACAGCGAUGUGACGAUUAUUAUGAUUCUCACGUACAAAUACAAUUACAAGAUGUUCCUUCCUGGUAGCGCUGCCGUGGUUGUCGGUACAUUAUCGACGACGUCAGAUUUGGAAUACAACAUAGCACACAUCAAAGAAACUCUUACUCAACAUCAUGAUGAUGCUGUACGUUGUGUACUAACUAGGACAAUCUUCGUUGUAGUUUGAUGAAGCCGGGUAUCGAUAAUACUGGUUUGUCUUUGCUGACUCAUCUCUAAUGUCCACAUCUCCCUUGGCAUUGGUGAGUUUGCCGGAAGCGAAGUACGAUUUUGCGGUAAGAUGGGUGAGGCUGACCACCGAAAAAACAAGUGCGUUUGGCGGAAUCGCAAGGGCAUCGCCAUCAUGCACCUCGGGCGCCACCGUCACGGCGCUAUGGACAUUCUUGAGGGAGAACGCAUGAACUUGAUCAUCUGGAACCGCGGAAGCUCUACGUAUAGGGAGAGCUUCGAGUACGAUUUCAACAUUCACAAACGUGAGAGCGGCCCCCCAGACAAAGUGUGCGUGAGCUACACACACGAUCGCGAUUUUGGGCGCUUCCGCAAAUAUCCACUAGGACAAGAGCACAUGCGAAGGCGAAAAAAGUGGUGCCCCAAACCGAUGGCUGAAUAUGAGGGAUUCAAGCCAGAAAGCUAGGGCGCCCUCGAUGUUGAAGUCGCUGCUCCGCGUACGUGUGUACUUACUAUGCAAAUCUUCAUGAUGACGCGGACAUUGCACUCAAGAUUAUCUUCAGCUAUUGAUGUUGUCUCGUCCGGGUUUGCUCGCAGUGACGUUCUCCUGCAAAAGUUUUUCUUCUACGACAGAUGAACAAGCAGAAACCGUUGUUGUAGUAUAUAAAUCUGGCUAGAAUUUAUUAUAAAAAUGUUUGAAGAACUAGAACAACAUGAACAUGGACAAAUUGUAGGCAAGGAAAGCGAUUCCUUUCAAACAACAGUGAAAAACUGUUGUAAAAGAAGAACAUCAAGGUGCAGGAUUCUACUAGGUCGUUGUGUGUCAUCUGAUUCUGACAGAUGCUGCCCACGGUUUACGAGAGAGAUCUAUAAUAGGAAUUCGACAGCAGCUAAGUAAUGACAAAAUGAGUGUUAGUUUCUACUUGCAUGGAGCGCCCGUCCGACAACACCCCCUCGCGCUAGGAUUCCCCUCCUCCCAAAGUAGCCCGCGAAGCGCUGAGUUUGCCUGAGAUUCAAUCUCUUGGAUUUCAAUUGCUCAAAUCCAAAAAUUUCCGACUUUGGCGAGCUUUUCUGAAAUUCACGCUCUUGGCUUUGAACUUCUCAAAUCUAAAAACUUUCGACUUUGGCGAGUUUUUCUGAGAUUCAAUGGCUUGGGUUUGAAUUCCCAAACUCCGAAAGUUUCGGCGUUUAGCAAGUUACUCUGAGACUCAACUUCUUGGAUUUAAUUCGUAAGCUCAAUUUCUUGGGUUUGAAUUAUUGAAAUCCCAAGACUUUUGAUUUUAGCAAGUUUUUCUGAGAUUCAAUCUCUUGGAUUUGAUUCGCAAGCCCAUAAGUUCUCAAAUUCCUA